Messenger RNA from Papaver somniferum (opium poppy), 1173 nucleotides. RefSeq lists its product as uncharacterized. The record is from RefSeq and is a predicted model, not a curated record. NCBI's taxonomy places the organism in Eukaryota, Viridiplantae, Streptophyta, Magnoliopsida, Ranunculales, Papaveraceae. The transcript has 4 exons. The coding region runs from base 261 to 1010 and encodes 249 amino acids. Gene Ontology annotation, cellular component: mitochondrial matrix.
GGCAUGUCUUUAACAAGCAGCAAAUAAAAUUACCUGUUCUUCCCAUCUCUACGAAGCUGUUUCAUCUUCCUCUUCGCAGCAGCAGCAGCAGCAGCCUUGCCACCACCAGAAUUCUUUCAGGGCGAUUUGUUUGUGGAUGGAGGAGUGCAAUUGUCUGAGAGCUCAAUCAGUUUUUGGUGCUCAAAUCCUCUUCUAAACAGAACAUUUGAUUUAGUAGCUAUCAGUCCAUUUAUAGAAUCCUAAUUGCUUAUUUUAUACACAUGAGAACUUCGAUGAACCGCUUGAUUCGAGCAUCCCAAAAAACGUGUUUGCAUUAUUCGUCCAUUUCAUCUAAAACUUCAUUUUCACGACUGCAACGACCUCUCUGUGGCGAUAUACAGAAACCUUUCUUUAACUCUUUCUUUCAGACUCAAACUUAUUCUGAGACACCUAAAUCAGUAUUUGAAGGAAAUAUUUUGAGAAUUCUUCAAAACGAAAUCCAAUAUGAGUCUGAUUAUGCUCCUCCCAAAGAGCCUGUUACGACACUCGGCUCUUUUACCGUGGAAGAUCGUCCUGGAGAACAAUGGAUCAGAUUGAGAAGAAAAUAUGGAGAAGAGGAUAUACAAAUUGAGUCGACAAUGUUCGAUGGGAUUUGUCCUGCACCAAAAAACAGUGAUGAUGAUACCGAUGAGGAUGCAGACAGGAAUAUGCAGCUGCGAUUUAGCUCGGUAGUCAGCAUCUCAAAGGGUGAAAAUGAUAGUGUUCUUCAAUUUGUAUGCUUUGCUUGGCCGGAUCGCCUCGAAAUUCAAAAUGUGUUCCUGCUCAGGCGUGAUGGAACGGUUGUGAAACGCCACGCAGGACAAAAUUUUAAGGACUUGGAGGACCAGCUCCAGAGUUCGCUUCAGGAAUUCCUGGAGGUAAGGGGCGUAAGUGAAGAACUUGCUGUUUCCCUGCAUGAAUAUAUGAAGAACAAAGAUAAAAUCGAGCUUAUCCGAUGGAUGGGAAAUGUCAGAUCUUUUAUCGAAAAGUAGAUAAGUCUUCUUUUGUUGUAAAUGCUCUUAUACUUGUUCGUUUUUGGAGAAAUUUGUCCGAAGAAGUUUCAGCUACAAUUUUGUUUUGUUUCAUUGAUGACUCUCAACAAUGAUAUACUAGUAGUUAUAAUCUAGGUCGCAUCUGCUUCCCGUUCUUUGAUAA